GAAGCACCCUGUCCAUUGCUGUUACACAAUCCAAUUAGCUCGGAGUUGCACUGAUAACAACACUGGACCAGUUCAGAAAGGGGCUUUUUGUGACCACUUGUGCAUCUGUUAGUUGGCUGGCAAACCAUUUGGAUUAUCCUCAGCACAGGUUCUAAUAUAUAAAGGAUUAUACAAGGGAUCCACAAGGAAGCAAUACUGCUUUAAAAAGCUGGGAUGGUGUUGACUGCAUACUUGUUGGCACUUAUCUUCAUCUGGACAGGAACGGCUGCGAAAUUUGUUGUUCCACCAUGUGACCGGGACAUGUUUGAUAGCGGUGUUGACAAGUGCCUGUCGGACUUCAACAGGAGCAUGGAGACAAGUGGCUAUCAGGACAGGUGCCCAUGGCCUACUGGAAAACGCAUCUACAACCAACUCAAGAGUUGCGUGGAUAAUUCGGCAAAUGGGUCUCGGUGUCGGGGUCACGGAUUUCUGGUAGACACGGUCUUCUUGGAGGUUCAUGAGAUGUACUUUAAGCUGUGUGGACACGUGGACGACCCCCUGCUCACCACUCUGAUUAUGUUAAUAGCGCCCGUUAUCAUUGCCACCCUCUUCCUGCCAAUUCUCUGUGUUAAUCUCACCACCUGGAAGAUAGAGAUGCCCAGCACUAUGGGGCUCUGAUGUGCUGAGCUGACAUUAUUCAUAUUCUAUUAUUCUCA
Molecule: messenger RNA, 695 nt
Organism: Perca fluviatilis (European perch)
Lineage: Eukaryota; Metazoa; Chordata; Actinopteri; Perciformes; Percidae
Product: receptor activity-modifying protein 1-like
Exons: 4
Coding region: 214-657 (147 amino acids)
Biological process (GO): calcium ion transport; intracellular protein transport; receptor internalization
Cellular component (GO): cell surface; membrane; signaling receptor complex
Molecular function (GO): coreceptor activity
Source: RefSeq, a predicted model, not a curated record